Scophthalmus maximus (turbot) is the source of this 9998-nucleotide messenger RNA. It is a transcript of the gene dot1l, whose product is annotated as DOT1-like histone H3K79 methyltransferase. The record is from RefSeq and is a predicted model, not a curated record. Gene Ontology annotation, molecular function: histone H3K79 methyltransferase activity. Bases 556 to 5427 code for a protein of 1623 amino acids. Gene Ontology annotation, biological process: regulation of transcription regulatory region DNA binding; DNA repair; DNA damage checkpoint signaling. The transcript has 29 exons. NCBI's taxonomy places the organism in Eukaryota, Metazoa, Chordata, Actinopteri, Pleuronectiformes, Scophthalmidae. Gene Ontology annotation, cellular component: nucleus.
CUAUUAAGCAGUGUGUGAGUCAAAUGUCUUGGUUGAUAUAUAAAUACAUGUGUGUGCUGAGCUGCGGUGACGCGACGCGCUCACGCGCCGCGGGACGUUCCGCUCUCGCGCGCGCGCGCGCGCACCCACCGUCGCCGGCCCACGCGCUGCGACCGCGGUCCCCUUGGUGACGUCCGUGUCCGCUCUGCUACCCGGCGGCCCGCUGCCGUAUAUAUAUUCAUGCCGGGCAAGAUGGCGGCGACACGGACGAGGUGUUAUUGCCAGUGGACGUGAAAAAAAGAAAAAAAGAAAAAAAAGGAAAAGAUUUUUUUAUUCAAAAUACAAAACCGAAGCCGGAGACGUUUCCCCGCUCGGCCGCGCGGCGCGGGUGUUCUCCACGCAGCGGGCGUCGACGUCCUCUUCUCGGCUCACGCGUUUCAACGGGUUUUUUUUUUUUUUUUGUCUCGCGAAGAUGUUCACGCUGUAGCUCGCCCGCUAAACCGACCAGCUGGCUAACGGAGAGCAGCCACUAGCUAGCUAGCUACCCGUCACCGCCGAGCCGCCGCGGAGUGUAGAAUGGGAGAAAAGCUGGAGCUCAAGCUCAAGUCGCCGGUUGGAGCAGAGCCCGCAGUCUACCCGUGGCCGCUGCCCGUAUACGAUAAACAUCAUGAUGCUGCUCAUGAAAUCAUCGAGACCAUACGGUGGGUGUGUGAGGAGAUCCCAGACCUCAAACUGGCAAUGGAAAACUAUGUUCUCAUUGACUAUGACACAAAAAGCUUCGAGAGUAUGCAGAGACUUUGUGAUAAGUACAACAGGGCCAUUGACAGCAUUCAUCAGCUAUGGAAGGGGACCACUCAGCCCAUGAAGCUGAACAAGCGUCCAUCCAAUGGACUGCUGAGACACAUCCUCCAGCAGGUGUACAACCACUCAGUGACUGACCCAGAGAAGCUGAACAACUAUGAGCCCUUCUCCCCUGAGGUGUAUGGAGAGACCUCCUUCGACCUGGUGGCUCAGAUCAUUGACGAGAUGGAAAUGAUGGAAGAUGACACCUUUGUCGACCUCGGCAGUGGAGUGGGCCAGGUGGUACUGCAGGUUGCAGCAGCAACAAACUGUAAACACUACUAUGGUGUCGAAAAGGCAGACACUCCAGCCACCUAUGCAGAGAGCAUGGACAAAGAAUUUAAGAAGUGGAUGAAAUGGUAUGGGAAGAAGCAUGGGGAAUACACAUUGGAGAGAGGGGAUUUUCUCUCUGAAGAAUGGAAAGAAAGGAUCGCCAACACAAGUAUUAUUUUUGUGAAUAACUUUGCCUUUGGUCCAGAGGUAGAUCACCAGCUGAAGGAGCGCUUUGCUAACAUGAAGGAAGGUGGGAAAAUUGUAUCCUCCAAACCUUUUGCACCUUUAAAUUUUAGAAUAAACAGUCGAAACUUGAGUGAUAUUGGCACAAUAAUGCGUGUUGUGGAGCUUUCUCCACUGAGGGGCUCUGUUUCCUGGACUGGAAAACCAGUUUCCUACUACCUGCAUACCAUAGACCGCACCAUACUUGAAAACUAUUUUGCUAGUCUCAAAAAUCCUAAACUCAGGGAGGAGCAAGAGGCAACUAGGAGACGUCAGCAGAAGGAUACGAAGGAUAGUAAAAGCAAUAGUACCACGCCCACAAAAAUGAAAGAACAAAACAAGCAGGACUCCUGUGGUGAGGAAGAGCGUCCCAGCCUGGUGACAGUGGUCAAGCCCACUGCAAAACCCAGAAGAACCAGGCUCUUGUCCAAAGGUCGAAAGUUGAACAACAAGAAGCGCGGUCGACCCAAGAAAAAUGCACCGGCUGCUGAGAAGAAAAACAAGAAGAAUCAGAGCGCGCUGGAUUUGCUGCACGCCAAGACCCUUUCUGCGGCACCCCCUCAGGAUGCAUACCGGCCACCUCAGAGUCCCUUCUACCAGCUACCUCCCAAGGUCCAACACUAUCCCUCUAAUCAACUGCUGCUGAGCCCGACACCGCCCGGUCUACAACAACUGCUCGAUAACAUCAAAGUUCAAUACCUUCAGUUCAUGGCCCAUAUGAAGACUCCUCAGUACCGGUCCAACCUGCAGCAGCUUUUAGAACAGGAGAAGCAAAAACACAGGGACCUGUCGGGGCAGGCGGAGCAGCUCCACUCUGUCUGUCAGUCUCACAAGGACAAGAUCAAAGGUCUCUUUCAGACCAAACUAGAUGAGCUGGGAGUGAAAGCUCUGACUGUGGAAGACCUGCUGCAGGCCCAGAAGGAGAUCUCGGCUCACAACCGUCAGCUGAAAGAGCAGACUAAACAGCUUGAGAGAGACAUGGUCUUGCUUCGAGACCACAGCCUGCUACUGCUGAAGUCUCGAUGUGAGGAGCUGAAGCUCGAUUGGGGCUCUUUGUGUUUGGAAAGUUUGUUGAAGGAGAAGCAGGCGCUGCGCAGACAAAUCUCUGAGAAACAGAGACACUGCUUGGAGCUGCAGAUCAGCAUUGUGGAGCUGGAGAAAAGUCAACGCCAGCAGGAGCUGCUUCAGCUCAAAUCCUACAGCCCCCGCGAGGGCUCCCCAUACAGAAAGAGCCUGGAAUCAUGCUCUUCCACAGACAUGGACUCCUCUAAGCAUGGCCUGUCCUCUGCCCCAGCCCUCAAUGGUGUUAACCCAGAGCUUUCUAUUAAUGGCACCAGCUCACCCUGUUUUGACCGGGCCAGCACAAAGGGAGAGCUUCUUUCUCGCUACCUGCCCAUCUCUCCUGACCACGAGAUCGUACCUGCCGCCUCUGAUGCUCGGCAGAGGCAGCAAGGCUCCUCCCACAUGCUUCCUGAUUACACGCGCUUCUCCCCUGCCAAGAUUGCCUUGCGGAGGCACCUUAACCAGGACCCCACUGCCUCGGCCUACUUGAGAGGCCCGGGACUGACCACACACAGGGAACUGGGUGGUGUUAACUCUCCGCUUGGAGCCAAACAGAACUGCCCCUCUCCAAAUGCAACUGACGUACUGAAAAGUUUAGAGAGGGGUGGUAAGGAGAGGAGUCCGUCUGUUCAGGGUGAUAACAGCAUUACGAGCCUUCCAAUCAGCAUCCCCCUGAGCACUGUCCACCCAAGUAAACUACCAGUCAGCAUCCCACUGGCCAGCGUGGUGCUCCCUAGUCGAGCUGAGAGACUGAGAAGUACUCCGAGUCCUGUAUCUCAGUCAAGCCAGACCAAUGGAUAUUCUUCCAGCUCAGGGCUGAUGAACGGAGGUCCUCACCCUGAGGAUCAUAAUGGUGCUUUGUCAUCGCCUCUUCCACAUGGCAACACUCCUCUGACAGGACCGAUAGUUCGAGGAGGUCCCAUCCAGAGCCCUCCACUCAAUACUGGAGGUGUGCUCCAGUAUGCAGAUGGACCACCAAGGAUUCUUCCAGAAGACGGACAAGACCGCCAGGGGGUUGAAUCUGACACUGAGCCCCAGGACAGUGAACUGCGGAGGAGAAUCUUCUUCUCGUCCUCCUCCUCUUCAUCCUCGUCUUCCACUUCGUCAGGCAGUGUAGGCAGUGCGGCCGGAGGAUUACGCCUCCACCAUCACACUGGCAACUCAGCCAAGCAGGGAUACCACAGUAACCAUGGAAACCACCACCACCACCACCACCACCACCAGUCCCCCGGCACACCACACGCACACACGCCCGUGCAUACUAUGUCAUCGCAUUCCUCACACAGCCUGGGCUCCCAAGAGGGACGCAAGCGUGGGAGAAGGAAACGCAGCUCGGCAGGGGCUGUCACCGCCAGCGGAUCCCCAAAGAGGAGGUCAUUCCCCGGGCUCAGCUCCAACAACCACUCCUCGGGAUCACCACUCAACAUUAACUCUAUGGUGAACAACAUCAACCAGCCUCUGGAGAUCUCUGCCAUCUCCUCCCCAGAACAAUCAAGUCGCAGCCCCAUUGGGCCGGACCUGGACCAGCCUCCUGUCUUGAAGCGAGAGCGCCCCCUGGAGCUCAAUGGCACAGGCCGUUACUCCUCAGCCCCCAGCUCUGAUGAGGAGGACUCGGGAUACCCAGCUGACAGCUCUAGUUCACGUAUUGAAAGAAAAAUUGCUACUAUAUCCUUAGAGAGCAGGGAUGGACCCAGUAGAUUGGGCGACGGUGAAAGAGGCAGAAAGUCUGGUAGCAGCAGUGGAAACAGCACAGGCAGUGAGGCCUCGUCUUCGUCGUCCUUGUCCUCUAACAGCAAGUGGAAAUCUACUUUUUCACCUAUUUCCGACCCUAAGCAACCCAACUCCGACCUGAGACAGGGGGGCUCUCCUUUCGGCAUGGGUGGGUCCGGCCGGGGCACAGACUCAGAUUCUGACCACAAGCAACAAAAUCAACAUGUGAGAAAAGGAAGUGAAGGAGAGUCGUCCAGCUACAUGACCCCCAAUCCCUUCCUCAGUCAGGAGGCAGGGUCUCGCGGUGGAGGCAGCGGCAGUGGUGGUGGAGCUCAGGGAGGUAGCAGCUCAGACCAGCGCCAGGCCCUCCAGAAGCAGAAGACGCCUCGGGACUGGGAUUUGAAGACAAGCAGCAGCCUGGCAGCAAGCAGCAGUCAGAACCUCUUCAUCUCUGCCGCUGCCAGCAGUGGAGGGGGGAUUCUUACUGGGAAGGUGGGAGGCAGUCCUGUAGCAGUGUCCUCAACCACAGGGUCAUCUGUGGGACAGUACCUGGGUUCGCAGUUCCCACUGGGAGGGGCCUCGGUCUUACAGUCCUUGUUCGGGGCCCAGACAGGCGGAUCCUCGGUGAGUGGGAGCCCGCGGCUCGUCAACGGACACUCUGCCCUGGGAAGCUUCUCCAGUGCCGGGCUGGCAGGGGGAGCGGCUGGAGGUAUAUUUCACCACGUGGUUCCCUCAGUGUCCUCCCAUCAGUUUGGGGCUACGCUGCCCACUUCUGGAGGCCUCAGCUCUCUGCUCAGUCUCUCCUCUACUUCCUCUGCCUCCUCCCAAACCCAGCAGCGCACCUCCCCCCAGCCAGCCUCCACACGCCUGGCCUCCAUGUCCUCACCACUCCCCCUCUCCCAGGCUCAGCACAGCCGCACCCAGUCGGUCCUGCACAGCCCAUCUCCCCCCAUGCUCUCCCUGCCCCCCCCGCCACCCCUACAUAACGCCCCCUCCAUCUCAGCACCUGACCCUCAGUCAUCGUCUCGCUCAGACUCCCUCCACGCCUCCCGUCUCUCACUCUCUUCUCUCCAUCACCAGAGAGCACAGUCAUCCCUCUCUCUCUCCACCAUUGCCUCCUCUGCUUCUGUCUCAGCUGCCGCCGCCACCGCUAAUGCCUCCAUCUCCUCUUCCUCCAUGUCAGCCUCCUCGUCGUCUUGUCCAUUCGCAGUGCACUACUCCCCCCGGCUGCCCCCUCCACCACCAGCCAGCAGCUCAGGUGGUGGCGGGAGCAUGUGGAGGACUCAGGGCAUGCAUGGUAACUACAUCACCUCCCAGCUCCCCGGCUCCCGACCUAGAUAGGGUUUGGGGUGUGAGGGGGAGGGAAGGGAGGACAGGAAGGGGAAGGGAAAAGGGCAAUCAGAAGGUGGAGAGAGGAGGAGAAUGAGAGAGAGAGAGAGAGAGAGAGAGAGAGAGACUGGUAGGGAGUGAGAGAGACAGGAUAUCUGUGUUCCCUGUGCUCCCACAAGCUGUUGUUCUGAUUGAACAAGGUAAUUGAUGAAUACUACCUCAACAUUAAAUAAACUAUGCAAAUGUCCAGGUGCGGACCAAGACACUGUCCUCACUCACUGGUGCUUCAAAACGUCUGCACUACCCAACCGCCUCCAAGACCGGCUUCUGUAGUGGGAUCUCUGAGACAAACAUACACACACACACACACACACACACACACACACACACACACACACACACACACACGAACCCGCACCACCACUAUGGUUACCUUGAGCAGAAUUCAUUGGUACUGGUCAUGUUAAUGUGAGGGGUGUUGUAAGUUAAUUAUGUUGGUCUGAGGACUUUACAACAGUAUUGGCUGCUGCCCAGCUCUAAAUUAACUGAGUUUAUCAUGUCUGGUUCAACAUUAACGUGCUCGUGGUGUGAUAGUUUGUCACUUCUGUGUCUUAGUCAAGAUUAUACCAACUGGUGUUCUUCAAAAAAUAUCACAUUUCAUAGAUUUUACGUCACAUUAAUAGAUUAAAGCACACAUACUAAAGUUUCAUCACAUUUUUCUCUCUCACACACACACACACACACACACACACACACACACACACACACACAGGCCAGUUCACUGAAUUCUGCUCAGACGACAUGCAGCUUUUCCUCUCUGCAAGUGUCCUCUCAUAUCUCUGUUUUCUUUCUUCAGUGAAAUUCGGUUUCACUACUGUCGCAGUACGUUUGACUAUUGAGCAAGAUGAGGAACACGAUAUUUUGGUCUGACUUCACACUGGAUAUUAAGAUAGUUACUCAUGUAGCAAAAAAAAAAGUUCUGGCUGGAUUGUUGACACCCCACAAACUCUGGUUAUGUUGAUUAUUUGCUCUAGUGAUAUGAAAGAAAAUGGGUCAUUCACGUUAAAGACUCUUCACCCAAAAGCAAAGUGGUACAAAACUCUGACUCACCUAAAAACUAAUGUCUCCUUUCUUUGCUACUAACAAAACCAUUAAAAUUCACAUUCAGUAAUGGGAACUUUUCUUGAGGUGUGGUUCAGUGUUUAUCUUCUAAUAUCUUAUAUUUAUCAUAUGAGUGAAAGUUUCUUUGUUUACUCAGAAAGGAGCCUUUUUGUAUUUUGUGACAAUAACCAGGUUUAUUUCACAUCCUUUUAAAACAGUGUGGAAGAAAACCAGUUUAUAUUUUGACAGAAAAUGAUCUGAUAACGGAUUCAUUUUGAAAACAUUGUGAAUUGGCAACAUCUCCAGGGGUGCCAAUAACGUUGAGCCGAGCACAACAAUAACAGUACCUUUUAAAUGUUUUUUUGUUUGUUUGUUUUUUUAAAAUAAGACCCAAUGAAAUUUGCUUAAUGAGAUGGUGCUUUGUGUUCUCGUGUCUUGUCAGCCACUCUCUCCUAGAAACCCACAGUCAGUGUCAGGGGGUUGUGGCUGCACUGUUGUUAAGUGAAACUGAAUCCAGGUGUAAAAAAAUAAAUAAUAGAAGAUUUAACUAAUUUCUGUAUUUAUGAAGAGUGUCUCCUUCAAUCAGUUUGAUAAAUCACACUACUCUGUGGGGCCACAGCAGGAAUUUUUAACUUUUCUUAAACUUACUCAUAUUUAUCUCUGCUGUUGGUAAAGGCAGGUUCAAGCAAAAAUGUGUUAGACUCAAAUGUGGACACGAGUGUGUGGAAUUGUACUGCAUUUAGUUAAUACAACACGCACACACACACACUCACGCACGCAUGCAAACACCUCACACACUGGGAAAACACAAUUAACCAUAACCACAACAAACUACUGGACUCUUCUCACACCUUUUUGUUUGCUUUUUGUAUUGUGUAAUUUGUUUUUUUUGGGGCUAAACAAUGUUUGUACUGUGAAUGUGAUUCAUUCUCCAACUGUAUAGUUGUGUAUAAUUUAGAUUAUUAUAUUUAUGCCGUCAGUCUCUCUCCAUUUGCCUUGGUAUUUGUUUUUUCUCUUUGUUUUUUUAAUCCUGAAUUGUGUUGACAUUGUAGAAUGCAAUAGUGUGUGUACUUGACUCACAGUCUGAAAACAAUGGUGCUAAAUUUGGACUGUGCCUGAUCUUAUUUAUUCUAUGGUGAAAACAUCAGAAACAAAUCAGAUACUUGGUGCUGUACACAGGGACAAUUGUAAAGCCGUUUUGAAUUUUGUAUUUUCCUUUCUCAUAUUUAAUAUGCUAUUGUAUGGUUCUUUGAAUGCCUAGUGUACAACUGUAGACGCCACCUUUUGAUGAACUACUCUGCAGCAGCUGGUUCAGAGUAAACAGGUAUGAGGGGUCCACGUUUCUCACGCAGCAUGCAUCAGCCCGCUUUCUCAACAGUGAGUCGCUUAUCUGUAAGUGAACAAGACACACUGUUUUUGUACAUAGGUUUUUGUUUUUCCUUGUAUGUCUCCAUCAUAAACAGAAGGGUAUAUAAGAUAUGUUUCUAUACACAGUUUAUACAUAUAUAAAUAUAUAUAUGAGUAUAUAUAAGUCAAUAGGGGUGUUUUGGUGCGGGCAUUGCGACCCUUAAAUUCAACCUGUUAAACAGGAGGCUUGAAGCCGGGGAGAGUGAAGCGUUGCCACCGCAGGACCUUAAUAGAUGGUGUCUAACAACAUGGCGACACCGCAGCAUAUGUACCCUAGUGAUGAUGUGACUUGAACACAACUAGGUUUCCAGCUCCAGAAUUGUUAUCAUUUUUAUCGUUGUUGUUUUGUUACUUUUGUACCAACCCACAUUCUGCAGGAAAAAUGGUGCUUCUUUUUUAAGACAAACAGUAAUUCUGAUUUUUACCAACUCGAUCUUUACUGGUGCACACAGAGCUGAGAGUCGGCCUCUUCACAACCGCACUGUCCGUCUGUAGAUGUCUUACCAACGAGGCCCUCCCAUGUAAUGUACGCCUACUGUGAGACAUGCUGAUGUAGAACACUUGUGUUUCGUGUGCGAGCGUGCGCGUGCAUCACUUCGUUUGAAAGUGAGAGCAGCCAAACCUCUUUUGUUUCUCUGAUAGUGGGAAUACACUUAAGCUCAGUUUUUUGUGUGUGUGGUUUUAUUUUCCCACUUGUCAGUGCAUAUGUAAGGGAAGUAUAGACUAAUAAUGAAAGCUUUAUAGUAAACUCCUGUCCUGUGCACUCACUUUGUAAACACGUGUUGCCCUUCUGCGAGUGUUCAAGUGAAAAGAAGAAAGUCGUUUUUAGAUCAAGCUUAGAGACGAUUAGAGUCCAUUUGUUACCAGCACUGAGAGGUUCUUUGUAAUUAUCGUUGAUGCUGUUAUGAUUUUCAUAUUCUUGAUGUUUGAUACAAUUGCAAUUACAUGUUAUGCUUUUAACUGUGUCUUCAGAUUCCUGUCAGUUUGUAAUACUACUAGUCGGACAGACAGCACGGUGCUCUCCUUCACUUAAAACAAGGAAAUUGCAGCUAUUGAUACUAAAAUAUUGCUCUUCUCCAGUUGUGGUGCAGGGAUUUAUGGUUAACAAUCGUCAACACGAGCUUUGCCUGGCGGCUUUCUGGGAGGUCCAGUCUAACCUACUGAAGUUUCUCUGGCCUGGGAGGGCGGUGUGGUGUAUAUGCCGGUGAGAAUAGUUCAGGGAAACACUUAUUUUACAUGUAUUUCAGAUCUCAACCAGUCUUGUAGCUACUUGUAUAAUCAGUCAAAAGGGAUGAGGUGCUGUUAUCAAAGUCCUUUGGUGUUGAAGCAUGAUUUGAACUUAAAGCCUCUAUGCAGUUCUCCAGCACACUCCAUCCUGCUACAUUGUUGACAGAUAAACCUGUGAGAGCGUUGCAGUCGAGGCUGUUUACUCCAAAUCCUGCCAAAGGUCUUAACUCAGGAACUUUUCCAGUUGCUUGAAAUGAUGCAAAUGAUUCUCUUUAAACUACUGCACGCCACAAGCCAAUUUCACCAUCUUGUGGUGUGACAAAGUCCCUCAGUAUCGCAACUCAGGACCAGGACCCAGCUCCUCAAAGAGUAUUUCAAGGAUACAAUUAGUCAUCUCUCCUCAGAUUCGUUCUCACCGUCACAUACAUCCAAGCCCCUCCAGUGAAAUCCAGCUUUGUAAAGCUUUAUGAGUUAGCUUGACCUCGAGAAGCUGCGAAACGGCUACGACUUUCAGCAUCUUCCUCGUCUAACAAAUGCCUCUGUCUAGAUUUUCUGUCUCUAAGUAGGAGGCUCACGGUCCUUUGUUGGGUAAAUGAUUUCAACGGACGUGGCGUGAACUCCAGUACGUGUCUCGUGAUCUCUGAUUGGUGAAGCCAGGGCAGGUUUGAGGUGCAAUAACAGCAAACCUAUUUUCCCCAAAGGCCCCAGGUUUCUAUGGAAAAAAUUGUUAUUGUUCGGUGUUGGUGCUUCUAUCCUAAGAUGUUUUAAUGAAACAAAUGGAAUUAAUGUUUUUUUCCCCCUGCGUUUUAUAAUUAUAAUAAAAAUGUUUCAUAUAAUAAUUGAAUUUA